Molecule: messenger RNA, 3582 nt
Organism: Bombus pascuorum
Lineage: Eukaryota; Metazoa; Arthropoda; Insecta; Hymenoptera; Apidae
Exons: 2
Coding region: 1-3582 (1193 amino acids)
Biological process (GO): DNA integration
Molecular function (GO): nucleic acid binding
Source: RefSeq, a predicted model, not a curated record
AUGAAUUUCAUUACCGAACGUCUUGCAAACUCUUUAGGACUUCCGCAACAGAAGUGUUCCAUCUCAAUCAAAGCCCUCGAUGUUUUAUCAACGACGUCAAAUCGUUUUAUUACAGCCACGAUCACAUCCACUAACGGAACCUACCAACGCACCUUAACAUUUCUCAUCGUACCAACAAUUUCGACAUCCAUUCCGGAUCAACCAAUAGACCGAUCAACAAUCCCAAUACCCAAGAAUAUCCAUCUUGCCGAUCCAACAUUCCAUUUACCAUCCCCAAUCGAUAUUUUGCUGAGCUCAGGGCCCACCAUUGCAUCACUAUGUGUCGGCCAAAUCAACCUUAAUCCGCCAACAGGCCCCGACCUCCGUUUACAAAAAACACACUUCGGGUGGGUCAUCGGGGGGAGCCCGGUCUUCCCGUCAACGGCCAGGGCAUUUCACACCUUCACAGCAGAUCUUGAAACGGAUCUUACUCGCUUUUGGGAACUCGACGAGGGACCACAAAUAAAACACGUGUCAGAAGCGGAUCGACGAUGCGAGGAACACUUUCUAGCGCACUUCCAACGCACCAGCGAAGGGCGAUACAUCGUCGCACUCCCGUUUAACGACAAACUUUCCUCACUCGGAUCAACUAAAACAAUGGCGAUGAAACGACUCGCCUCUCUUCAGCGCCAAUUCCAACGAGAUCAGAAAUUCGAAGCAGCAUAUCGGGCGGUAAUUCAGGAAUACGUGGAAUUAGGGCACAUGACGACAAUCGCAUCACAUCACCAAUCAGCCGAUGAACACUAUCUGCCACAUCACGGCGUAAUCAAGGACUCGAACACAUCUACAAAGCUCCGCGUCGUGUUCGACGGAUCCGCACCGAGCACCACCGGAGUUUCUUUGAACGACACCCUUCACACAGGACCGAAGUUACAAGAGGACUUAUUCGAUAUUCUCUUGAGAUUCCGCUCUCAUCAGUAUGUUCUCACGGGUGAUAUCGAGAAGAUGUAUCGACAAUUUCUCGUACGCCCGGAAGAUCGUAAGUAUCAGAAAAUUUUGUGGCGCAAUUCGAACGGUGAAAUCGAAACUUAUCAACUCAACACCAUCACGUUCGGCCUGUCGGCCGCACCCUACCUAGCUAUCCGAUGUCUCAAACAAUUGGCAAACGAUGAAGGACAUCGAUUUCCGCGAGCUUCGUCAGUCUUGCAGCGGGAUUUCUACGUCGACAACGCCCUUACCGGGGCUGACACGAUGAGCGAGGCGUUGUCAAUCAGAACAGAACUCACCGAACUUCUCCAACUGGCCGGCCUGAAAAUCAGAAAAUGGGCAUCCAACAACCGCGAACUACUCAACGGACUAUCGGACCACGACAUAAACCAAAACCUACAAUUGGGUGAGUCCCAACCAUUAAAGACACUUGGAGUUUAUUGGAGGUCCUCCGAUGAUUCAAUCCUUUAUUCGGUCGCCGCCAUGGCCAAUAUUCCUCACGUUACCAAACGAUCGAUCAGCUCCGUAAUCGCUAGGAUUUAUGAUCCUUUAGGACUACUCGCGCCAGUAAUUGUUCGAGCAAAAAUAUUACUACAGAGAGUCUGGGCACUGAUGGUCGAUUGGGAUGAAUCACUUCCCGCAGAUUUCCAUUCCGAAUGGAGCCGCUAUUAUUCCCAAUUAGCGCUCCUGAACAAUAUCUCGUUCCAACGCAAGGCAAUAAUCGGAUCCGCAAAAGAAAUCGAAAUGCAUGGUUUCUGCGAUGCAAGCGAGAAAGCAUACGGAGCUUGCGUUUAUCUACGAACCGUUAAUCCUGACGGCCACGUGCAGGUCCAGCUUUUAGCUGCAAAAUCAAGGGUAGCCCCGCUCAAGUCCCAAACCAUUCCUCGGCUUGAAUUGUGCGGAGCCCUUCUUCUUACGUCCCUGAUGUCUACCAUACAACAGGCUCUAUCGCGCAAUACUAGAACUAGUUCGCACGAUUGGCGCCAUGUUCCGACCAACGACAAUCCCGCGGAUCUAAUCUCGCGAGGACAAACGCCUGAAGAAUUUCUACGCCCGACUAUUUGGCAACAUGGUCCUGAAUGGCUCCAACUAUCUGAAGAACACUGGCCGACAUGUACACUGCCACCACUAACGGAGUUACCGGAACAAAAACGAGCAACCUGUAUGUCCGCAACCCCCGCCGAUCAUGGAUUUCUAGAAAGGUAUUCAUCUUGGCCUAAGUUGAUCAGGAUCAUCGCUCGCUGUCUCCGUUGGAAACAUAAACACAACCCGACUACACCCAUCACGGCAACUGAAUUAAAUACAGCCCACAACAAGAUCAUCAAACUAUUGCAAGGCAUCUAUUUUUCCGCGGAAAUACGUGCGCUCCAGAAGGAUCGAGACGCAACAAUAAAGGGAAAGCUCACGCGACUCAACCCGUUCAUAGAUAAGGAAGGCAUAUUACGCGUAGGCGGACGACUUAGUCAUUCACUGAUACCUUUUCCUCAAAAACAUCCUAUAAUCUUGCCUAAGUCAUAUGUUACAGCACGCAUUAUCGAUCAUGCACACAACGUCCACAUGCACGCAGGAACACAAGCUACGCUGUACGCCGUACGACGAAGAUACUGGCCCAUCGACGGUCGAAGUCAAGUUUGGCAUACGAUCAAGAGCUGCGUCCGUUGCUGCCGCGCUCAUCCACCGCCGGUGGAUUAUAUUAUGGGUGAUCUACCUGAGGCGAGAGUGACCGAGUCACGCCCAUUCACGAACGUCGGCGUCGACUACUGCGGACCAUUCCACAUCAAGGAAAGGAGAGAUCGCAACCGCCGCCAGGUCAAGGCAUAUGUUGCCAUCUUUGUAUGCUUAGCGGUUAAGGCGGUGCAUAUCGAACUCGUCGGCGAUCUCACUAGCGAGGCCUUCAUCGCCACACUCCGAAGGUUCAUCGCUCGACGCGGGUUUUGCUCUACCAUCCAUUCCGACAACGGCACAAACUUUGUUGGGGCGAACAACGAAUUACGUGAGCUUCACGAACUCCUACGAUCGAACGAUCAUAAUUCCAAGGUGGCCUCAUUUCUGUCAGAUAAGCACAUUGAAUGGCAUUUUAUUCCCCCUCAUACCCCGCACUUCGGCGGACUCUGGGAAGCAGCGGUAAAGUCAUUUAAACGUCAUCUCAAACGCGUAAUCGGCAACGAAUUACUCACCUUCGAACAAUUCAACACCCUCAUUAUUGAGAUCGAGGCAAUCCUCAACUCACGACCGUUAACUCCGAUAUCCUCCGAUCCGAACGAUCUCCUAGUCCUCACUCCCGGCCAUUUCCUCAUCGGCGAUUCACUAAUGAGUUUACGGGAGCGAGAUUUCAGAGACGUCCCUUCCAAUCGGCUCUCCAGAUGGCAACAUCUUCAGCAGAUCAGGCAACAUUUUUGGAAUCGCUGGCAUAAGGAAUAUUUAAACGAAUUGAGCAACCGCAGCAAAUGGAACCAGGGUGGGCACAACAUCCAGGAAGGCGCAAUCGUCAUCCUCAGAGAGGACAAUGUGCCCUCUAUGCAGUGGCCUCUGGGACGAGUUAUCAAGGUCCAUCCAGGCGACGAUGGUGUCAUCCGAACGGCUACGAUUCAAACGGCGAAAAACAUCGUGGAUUGA